Molecule: messenger RNA, 3353 nt
Organism: Sphaeramia orbicularis (orbiculate cardinalfish)
Lineage: Eukaryota; Metazoa; Chordata; Actinopteri; Kurtiformes; Apogonidae
Gene: poc5
Product: POC5 centriolar protein homolog (Chlamydomonas)
Exons: 13
Coding region: 205-2016 (603 amino acids)
Biological process (GO): eye photoreceptor cell development
Cellular component (GO): photoreceptor connecting cilium
Source: RefSeq, a predicted model, not a curated record
GGUAAGCACUCGACCAUGUGGUGAGGAGGACCCAGUCCAACAGCACUUGCAGCUUGCAGCUGAGAGGGACCAUAUGUCUCCUCUCUCUGGAGACUGUCCCAGCCCAGUACUGCCAAGCCAUAUGCGUCUUAAUACCGUUAAGCACCGGGUCUUCAAGGGUUGAGGACAUUGCUGUUAUUCUGUGUAUGUGCCAUUGUAAGUUUUAUGGUGACCAACACAAUAAUGGCCACUGGGAGGUUUGCAGGGCGGUGGUAUUCCUCAAAGACUUCCACAUUCUUUAAAAAGAUGUCCUCAGAUGAGGAGGAACCUACCAGUCCUGUUCUGCCCAAAGAUUCUGAUCAUGGCAGCUCUGUCUCCUCUGACCUUCAGGAUGAGUAUGAGGAGCUCCUCCGCUACGCUGUGGUCACUCCAAAGGUUGACACACUCACCGCUACUUCAUUUCAGCGUCUGGGUACCUCACAUUUGUCAGUUGAAGGUUUGAGUUCCCAGAGAAGAGAUGACACAAAAUCACCACGUCCAACAGACCCUGCCAGUGAAGCUAAAGAUGGAAGGCGGAGUGUCAGAUCAACACAGGUCUCCCCCUUGAUUGUUGAGCCUGCCACAAGUCCAAGAACCUCUCACGUAGAGGAAAUGGCAGCUCGACCCAUUAGUAGGAUGUCAUUGCUCUCAAACGCUCCUUCAGACAGGUUACAGACGACAUCUGAGAGGUCGAGGCCAUGCAGCCCUAACCCUCUCGAGUCUGUUGUGACAGAGUUGUUCAUCUCAGAGCAAAACAUAAGCAAAAUGGGGAACAUUCUGGACACAUGGAGCAACAACUUGAAGUCAAAUGUGCUGACGGAGCUCAGGAAGUGGAAGCUGGCCUUCAUGGAGCAACAUAAGCUGGAAGUGAGGAAGGAGAGGGAAAAGUUUGCAGCCCAGUCAGCUGGACUAAAGUCGGAAUUAGACAGCUUGAAGGGGCUGCUGCAGACCUAUGAGACAUCCAGUCAGAGGAAAGAUGAGGUCAUCAGUAACUUGAGCCAGGUGUUAGACAGACAAAAACAAAAGCUUGAAAAGAUGAGGGCCUUCACCCAAUGGAGACUUCAGCACACUGAGGCCAAAGAGGAGGCUCAUGCUGCUCAGGUCGCAAAGCAACACUACAAUUUGCAGCUGAAGAAGAAGGUUUGGUUAGGCUGGCACUCUCUGAUCCAGAAACACUGGAAAGUCAAGGUGGAGCGAGCUUGCCGUGCAAGGGCUGAAGAGGUCUGUACGCGUCUGUCUUCAGAAUAUGAAGCAAAGCUGGCAGAGCACUGUGAGGCCUUAGAGAAGGCCCAGGCUGAGAUUCAGAGACUACGACUGGAGCGGGAGCGUUAUGAGGAAUCUAUGAAGAAAGCAUUUAUGAGGGGAGUGUGUGCUCUCAACAUGGAGGCUCUCAACAUGUUCCAGACCACAGAGGCAUGGCCAGAACAACCCCUGGGUCAGGAUCAGCAUGAUCUUCUGCCUCCACAAGAAGAGGCUGGCUCUGCUACACUGGCUCAACUACACUCAUAUCCCAUUUCCUCCACACGCUUCAGCCCAGUCCACUUCGAUCGCCCAGACCUUCCGUUGCACAGUGAAGCAGACGAUGGGGGGUGCUCUCAGACCUCAGUGUCCAGGACAGAAGUUCUUCCUCCCACCACAGUGGUCCACAGCUCACUCCCACUGGGUGGCAUCGCAAGCUCCAGCAAACAGGUCAGCAGUCGUGUUGUGACAGCUGGUCAACAAAAACCCUCAAAGACUGUAACAGCUCGAAUCACUGCACGUAGUGACAUUGGUAAAGCUUCACGCGGCAACCUCCAGGUGAUGGGCGUGGCUCCACCCAUGAGCUCAGUCAUUGUUGAGAGGCAUCAUCCAGUUACACAGGUCACUGUUGGUCAGGCCACAGCAGCCAAGUUUCCUCGCCCAUCCCAGCAGGUUCAUAGCUCCACAGGAAGAAGCUCCUCCAAAACAUACCCCAGUACCAGCACAUGCCACGUACACUCCAUCAAAGUCGUGGACUGACCACACACAGUUGUCACAAGAUGUCUGGACUAGAUUUAACGUUACACAAACUAUGCAACUGACCCACAGAAUUCCCUUGUCAUAAGCCCAGUUUCAUAUUACUAUUUUAGAAGUACUGUAAUUUCUGCAUUUUAAAGACUUUUCAAUGGUAUUUUUCAUAAAUUUGAAAUUGUUUGAGUCAUAGAGGAAUAUUCUCAGAAAAGUUCUACACAGGUGUUUAGAGGCAGAUGGGAUGGUUUUUAAUUCUUACCAGCUAGACAAAGUUGAAAACUGCAAGAUGGAAAAUUAACUGUAGAAAUGUUUUGCUUUGCUUUAAUUUAUGCACUGAUAAGACUUGACAUUGUAUUGUGUAAAAUGAUACCAAUAUUGCAAUUUCCUAUUGAGAUACUUCUUUCCACAGACACAGAUUACACUAAACCAGGCCAUAUUUUAAGGAUCUGACACCACUUUAUUUUUUUAUAAUAAAUUACUUUAUAAUUUUUUUAUUAUUAUUUUGCUAAUUAAUUCACGGUAGUAACAAAUUAUGUAAAAAUAUUGUUCUUUUUUUAUCCACACUUUUCAAUGUAUGUCAUCAGGAAAUGGUGCAGCUCUUGUUGGAACUUUCUGCCUCAAUUCGAAUUUUAUCUGUAAGACAUACAAUCAUUUUCUGUAAUAACAGUUUUGGCACACAUCCUCAGACUUUUAGGACAGCAUAUAUAAUGGAAUAUUUAUUGUAUUUAACUUAAUGUACCUGCAGCUUUUGUGUUGCCUGUGACAGUGAGACCCUGGAAGAGUCCUUUAGUCGGGUUCCUGUGAGCCAACUCCUCCCCGUGGAGCCAGAUCAGCAGCAUCCUGUUUCCAUGCUCCUGAUAACUGUGCUGACCUGUGAACAAAAGAACACAGCCCCAACCAGUCAGGAAAACGAUUCAGUCAGUACCAGUAAUCAGAAAAUUGCCUCAAGUGCAAGUGAAAGUGUAAUUAUACCAAUCUGUUUGAAAUGUUCAUUAUCUGAAGAAAGUCUUUUCACAGCUAGAUGUUCUCAUAGAAUCAGAGACUUUACUUGGUAGCAAUUCUGAUUUUCUGAAAAUUUCAAAAGGUGCAUUGAAAAUUCUGUCCAGUUAGUUUAACAAACAAAUCACAUUUUGAUAUAUUUUCCCUGAAUGCCAAUUUAUGAUAUACUGGAUAUUUCAACAUUUUAAUGAAGUGGGUUAAUUUUCCACUUGUAGGCCAAAUAUACACAAAAUUACUUUACAGUGUCACUAAAACACAAACCUCUACAGGUUAAAGUGGGCUAGAAAAACACUUUAAUGCCAACAGACUCUUUAAGAUUUGCAAUAAAGAGAUUUAAAGCUCAAAAU